This is a messenger RNA of Arachis ipaensis, 790 nucleotides long. Lineage: Eukaryota; Viridiplantae; Streptophyta; Magnoliopsida; Fabales; Fabaceae. The record is from RefSeq and is a predicted model, not a curated record.
AAGAUUCUCUGAUGAAAGAAGAAACAGAGUGAGAACUGAGAAGUGAGUACAGAUUAGGGUUUCUGAGUGCGGCUCUCAUUCUUCGACUCUGCAACUUUCGCCGUUAACCCCCUUCACUCGUCACAAUGGCUGAACAAACCGAGAAGGCUUUUCUCAAGCAACCUAAAGUGUUUCUAUGGUAUGCUAUCACACAAAAUUGCCUUUUCUUUUUUUAAACGGUUUUGUAGUGUUCUGUUCUGAUUUUGAUGUUGAUUGGAUUUAAGACUCCCAGGGAUGCCAUUGAAGGAACCUAUAUUGACAAGAAAUGCCCCUUUACCGGAACUGUUUCCAUCCGUGGCCGAAUCUUAGCUGGAACUUGUCACAGUGCUAAGAUGAAUAGGACUAUCAUUGUUAGGAGGAAUUAUCUUCAUUUUAUCAAGAAGUAUCAGAGAUACGAGAAAAGACAUUCGAAUAUUCCUGCACAUAUAUCACCCUGCUUCCGUGUGAAGGAAGGAGAUCAUGUUAUUAUUGGCCAAUGCAGGCCACUUUCAAAGACGGUGAGGUUCAAUGUGUUGAAAGUGAUCCCAGCUGGAUCUUCAAGUGGUGCAAAGAAGGCAUUUGCUGGAAUUUGAGAUUUGAUUCAGUUUUUUGUUGAAGGAUAAUGUUAUCUUAUUAGUUAGUAAAACUGAUUCCUGGAAGAUUAUCAUAUAAAGAUAUGAUCAAUUUUGGAUUUUUCCUUUAAGAUUGUGUUUGUGAAUGACCAAGUGUUAUCCUUUUAAAUUUAUCAAUUCUAGCUUGGUAUCUAUGCUAU